Molecule: messenger RNA, 2021 nt
Organism: Poeciliopsis prolifica (blackstripe livebearer)
Lineage: Eukaryota; Metazoa; Chordata; Actinopteri; Cyprinodontiformes; Poeciliidae
Product: protein shisa-2
Exons: 2
Coding region: 575-1450 (291 amino acids)
Source: RefSeq, a predicted model, not a curated record
UAAGGCAGCAGCAACACACGCACACACACAUACCACGUACAGUUUUGGCAGACCGACUUUUGACUUUAAACAAUGCAGAAGACUUCUGAAAAGUUGAAAACUGCAUCUUUAGGCACGGGACUGACUGGGGCAGCAGCUGUGCGCCCACGGAUCGGGGUUCAUGUGUUGGUUGCCCUGCAUUCCUAAGGAAGGUCGCCUGAAGAGCUCGGAGAAGACACGAACAGCCGGACUGCGUUGCCAAUAAGGGAAAUUCAUUCAUCUUUAAUGAAUAUUGCAUUAACCACCGCUGGGAUAUUAUUUUAACUCUCUUUUUAGGCCAGAUUUAAAGCUUAAGGCGCCACUGGUUGCAGUUUGGAACCUACUUUUGGAGUCGUUGGCUGUGUUUUACGCACGGGAUUUUCUCAACAAAUGACCACCUGUGAUUGCUCCUCAACUGUCUUCCUUCAUCCUCUCAGGUCUUUUUUCCACUCUGACCCAAAUCAUCAUCAUCACCAUCAUCCGCUACACCGGCUUUGACGCAGGAGACUAAAAGGCGUCCCUCCGUGCAUCCAAACGCACCGGCGUGUGGCUGAGAAUGCGUGAAGGAGGUUUCCCGAUGUCCGUCUCCGUGGUUAUGACUCUGCUCUUGGUCGUUAUAGACGUGAAGGCCAGCGGGGAAUACUGUCACGGGUGGCGGGACUCGCAGGGGACGUGGAAAGACGGGUUCCAGUGCCCGGAGAAGAUCGACGGGGAGGACGCGAUCAUCUGCUGCGGGAAGUGCGAGCUGCGAUACUGCUGCGCCAGCACGGACGCGCGGCUGGAUCAGGGCAGCUGCGAGAACGACAAGCAAGCUGAGGUACCGGGAACGGAGAGCAAAGAGGACAAGGACUCCCGUGCAGUGCCGAUCUACGUGCCCUUCCUGAUCGUGGGAUCUGUGUUUGUGGCCUUCAUCCUGGUGGGCUCUGUGGUCGCCGUGUGCUGCUGCCGCUGCCUCCGGCCGAAGCAGGAGCUCUCCUCAGCUGGCGCCUCAGGAAGCGGAAGCACCGGCGGCCGCCUCCUGGAAACCAUCCCCAUGAUGGCGAGCAGCUCCAGGGGCUCGUCGUCCCGGCAGUCCAGCACGGCCACCUCGUCCAGCUCUUCGGCUCCGCCCGCCGGGGCCCGCGCCGGUCCCGGUCCCGCUCCUCGGAUGCGGGCUCAGGCCUCCUGCUGUCUGCCCCCAGACGCCAGCGUCUUCGUCAACAUGCCCACCAACUUCUCAGUUCUCAACUGCCAGCAGGCCACCCAGAUCAUGUCCCACCAGUCACAGUUCAUGCACCCACAGUACAUCGGCUACGCCCACCCUGUGUCCCCUACGGCGGCCUUUUUAGACCACAGUCAGGGGCCAUACAGACCUCUCCAGUCCCCCUGUCCUCCUCCAACAGCAGGAUCCAGCGCCACCAGUGACAACAAAGGCCCUCCAGUAACAGUGUGAUGAGGAUGGAGGUGAGGGGGGAGGGUGGCUUACUUGCAGACCACUCUGGAUCUUGUUGGAGCAUGGACGUCUGGGCUCACUUCCAAAGUGGAGAAAACAACAAAAAGAAAAGAAAAGAAAUCAAGGAGUCCGGACUCACAUGAAGGACUUUUUAAGCUGUUCCCAGUCUGGACCUGCCCUGCUAUUGUGUGUUGGCGUUUCAUAUGAUCUCUUGGCAAAGUGUCACCGAGCUAAGCUCAACCCGUGAUGGGGGUUUAUGGAUCCAUAAACAAUUCUCCGCAAAACUGAAUGUUUUAGGGUUUACCACGGGCCAGGUGGAUAACGACGCACAGUUCAAUGCAGUACAACACGCAGCUCAAAUCGGACCUGCCUGCGUUUCUAUGCACACGGGCCUGUGUGCAAAAGUGUGAAAAGAGAUUUGCUGGCUUAUAUGUGCAGGAAUGAGUGACGACUGUUUGAUUUAUAGCAUGAAAAAUGGAUCUCUGAGCAGAAGAGAACAAGACCACAUGUUUUGUUUAAGGCACCGUGCACAUCUGUGGCCGCGAAUAAAUGCGAGUGAGUUUACACAAUA